UUCCAGUUCUCGCUCUCUCUCACUGUUGCAACCCUUCAUCCUCCUCUCUGCAUGUGAUGGCCUCUCUUUAUUCAUCUCACUGGGCCACAUCAUCCAGAUAAAGAAAAGGACCAAGUAUUCAUCUUUCUUUGUGAACUUUUUGGGAUCCGUGGGAUACUUUUUGGGAGACCUGGAUUUCCACCAGUCGUCCAGUGCAUCGGCGUGUCUAUUCCCGUUUCCCAGGAGAAGGGUGAAAGCAUGGGCCUGGUCUGGAUAACAGUGGCUGUUUUACUUCUGUUUUUGAAAUUUGUGAACUGCUCAGGAACUGCUAAAGAAUGGACAUAUGCAGGUGCUGUGGGCCAGUCAGAAUGGGCUGAAUUUUUUCCUGACUGUGGUGGCUCUAGUCAGUCACCCAUAAAUUUGGAUACAUCUCACACACUGCAUGACCCAACAUUAGUCCCCGUGCAGCCCCUGGCAUACAACCAACCUGGCAAUAAGCCCUUCAUCCUCUCCAAUAAUGGCCAUACAGUACAGAUGACACUGCCGCGUUGGAUGGGAGUGGCUGGGUUGCCAUUGCAUUACAGUGCUGUACAGCUGCACUUGCACUGGGGUAAUGGAGUGGGCGUGGCCACUGGGAGUGAACACACAAUUAAUGGGCUGAGCUCUUCAGCAGAGCUCCAUAUUGUACAUUACAAUGCAGAGUUUUAUGCAAAUAUGACAGAAGCUAAGACACAGGAGAACGGCCUGGCUGUAUUAGGGGUUUUGAUUGAGGCAGGUGAGGAGACUAACCAGGCAUAUGGUAGGAUUCUCAACUAUCUGGAUCACAUCCGAUAUGCAGGCCAGCAAGUAGCUAUCCCUGCGUUUGAUGUAAGGUUACUGCUGCCCAAUGACUUGGGCCAAUAUUUCCGUUACAAUGGCUCACUCACCACUCCACCCUGCCACCAGAGCGUCCUCUGGACCAUCUUCAAUGAGAGGGUUAAAAUCUCUCACUUACAGCUGAUGAAAUUAGAGACACUGCUGUUCUCCAGUAAGGCAGAAGCGGCCGAGCCCACAGCUCUUCAGGAUAACUUCCGUGUCACCCAACCACUUAACAACAGAACUGUCCUGUCCUCUUUCAUUCAUGUUUCGGCUAAAAUGUAUACAACAGGUGAAAUCAUAGCCAUUGUGAUAGGAUCUCUGUGUGGAUGUGUAGGGUUGGCUGUUAUCAUCCGCUUCAUUGUGAAAACCAUUCGCUCAACGUCGAGCUGGGAUGUCCUGCCAAGUAUCCGACCUGCACCUCAGCACAGUACAAAAGAUAUGGCAAAAGAACCCAAACAGGAUAUGGCUUUAAAGACGACCUCUGACCCAACAAAUCCAGAGGAAGCUACUCCUCAGCCUGAAACUUGACACUAAACCUUCCAUGUGUAUCAUGACCUUUUUGUCUUGAUGAGAAAGCAUAGACUUUGCAUCAGUAUCUCCAACUAUCUUCUUCUCAUCUAUCAGUAAAUCUUUAACUUGUUUUGAAAACAUUCUUCUUAAUUUGCACCACUUUCUCACUUGAGAGACCAGAGUCUCUCUCUCUCUCUCUCUCUCUCUCUCUCUCUCUCUCUCUCUCUCCACACUGUUGUUAUAUAUUAGUUAGGUUUUCUGAAAAUUCCCUCUGUGCUAAUUAUGACUGUGAAUUUCAC
This is a messenger RNA of Myxocyprinus asiaticus (Chinese sucker), 1646 nucleotides long. RefSeq names its product carbonic anhydrase XIV (gene ca14). The transcript is spliced from 12 exons. Gene Ontology annotation, molecular function: zinc ion binding; carbonate dehydratase activity. NCBI's taxonomy places the organism in Eukaryota, Metazoa, Chordata, Actinopteri, Cypriniformes, Catostomidae. Gene Ontology annotation, cellular component: plasma membrane. The record is from RefSeq and is a predicted model, not a curated record. Bases 238 to 1365 code for a protein of 375 amino acids.